AAUAAAGUAACUAUGUGUUUUUGCGGGUGUGUAUGUGUAGGUAUGUGUCUGCCUGCUGGAACCCUGCUAAAGCUCAAUCAUUCUUUGAGCCAUAAAUAAGCCAGAAUAAUUACCUAUGGUGUAUUCCAUGAAUUCUCAAGACUAGGUAAUUAUGAGUUCAAUCGAUCAAUAAAACCUACUUUAUCAUAACAAGACAAGUUGGCUGAAAAUUUUGUGAGACCGUAAUUUACAUGGUUAGGUACCUAUGUCAGAAUUUAGAAAUGAAAGGAUUUGACAGUUAUUUGACAGAACAUCAAUAUCUUGCUUGCAUCUCAUCAAUUCAAAAUUAUUAUUUAAAGACCAUUAAAGACAAAGUAAAAAAAUGGGGUUUGAUUAUUAUGGAAUAUUAGGUGUCAAACGUUCUUGCGACCAGAUUGAAAUAAAAAAGGCAUACCGUCGACUCGCACUCAAGUACAACCCUGAAAGAUUCAACGAUGAUGAGGCUAUGAAAAGAAUUUUCGCCCUGAUCGCUGAAGCCUACGAAGUUCUAGUCGACAACAAGAACCGAGCAGUAUACGACCAGUAUGGCGAAGAAGGACUAAAACGUGGGGUUCCGGGACCUCAAGAAUAUAUUCAGCCCUAUACAUAUCACGGUGAUCCAUUGAGAACUUAUCACGAGUUUUUUGGAACCAAAAACCCAUACGCCGAUCUAUUGGAUUACUACGAGAACCCACUACCGAUGUUCGAAUCCCCUCUAGGAAAAGGCUACAAAGAAAAGGAUCCAACGAUUAUUCGACCUCUUGCCUUAACGCUCGAAGAAGUUUACAAAGGAUGUUUGAAGAAGAUGAAAAUUCAGCGUUUAGUUUUUACCGACGAGACUUGUUCGGAGCUAAAGCUACGAGAGAAAGUGCUGUCUAUACCUAUCAAACCUGGGAUUUAUCAGAACACCGAAAUCAAGUUUAAAGAAGAAGGUGACCAAGGCCCUACCAGAAUACCGGCCGAUGUUAUAUUUAUAACUGAGGACAGACCACACGAAAACUUUGUGAGGUCAGGAUUUAGCGAUCUCGUAAUGAUUCGAACUGUUACCUUGCAAGAGGCUUUAUGUGGUAUAACAGUAGCAUUCACAACUAUAGAUGGUAGAACUAUGCGAAUUAAAAUAACUGAUGUAAUCACGCCGACUUAUGAACAUGUGGUUGAAGAUGAAGGCCUCCCGGUACCAGCGUGUCCGAAAAGGGCAAAAGGGAACCUCAUUAUAAGGUUCAAUAUAACCUUUCCAAUAUAUUUAUCGAAACGAACCAAAAAAGCUUUUGAAUCAGCCUUUAGGGUAAAAGAUGAAGAAGAUGAAAGGUUUGAAAAGUUACCUUGCGGAACUUUGUCGACGUCUUCUAUUUAUAACUGAAUGAAAAAUCACCCCAUAAUUUGUGAUUCUUUUUAGCGCCAUAUUAAAUAUAUUAUUUCAGAUAAA
Maniola jurtina (meadow brown) is the source of this 1444-nucleotide messenger RNA. RefSeq names its product dnaJ homolog subfamily B member 13-like. Lineage: Eukaryota; Metazoa; Arthropoda; Insecta; Lepidoptera; Nymphalidae. The transcript has a single exon. Gene Ontology annotation, molecular function: protein-folding chaperone binding. Bases 362 to 1378 code for a protein of 338 amino acids. The record is from RefSeq and is a predicted model, not a curated record. Gene Ontology annotation, cellular component: cytosol.